AUGUGUUUAUCCAACGUUGUCACAGAUGUCAACACUAGCUCCAAUUUUCAAGACUUUUCGACCCAGCAUACAGCCCUUGACUUGACGAUUGACUUUGACCGUAAGGUCUUGAUUGGUCGAACUGCAAUUACUGGUCAAGUACGAGUCCAUGGUCUCGCCGAAAUUGUUCUAGACACAAGCCAUGUCGCCAUCAAAGGAGUAAGCUAUCAAGGGGGAAAGGCUGUGUGGAAAUUGAGGUCCGACGAUGGAGAGAAUGGCAGUCCAUUAUGCAUUGAACUUGGACGAAGUUAUGGGGAAGGGGAAACGAUUGAGCUCACAGUCGACUUCGAAACUACCGAGAAAACCACUGGCCUUCAGUGGUUCAGGCCCUCGCAGACAGAUGAUAAACAAUACCCCUUCAUGUUCUCCCAGUGCGAACCGGUUCAUGCCCGCUCCAUUUUCCCGUGCCAGGACACACCCUCCAUCAAAAGCACUUUCGAUAUAACGAUUCAUUCAAUACUGCCUGUCGUAGCGAGUGGUGUUCCUGAGUCUGAGCUGAUAUUCCCACCAAUCACGACCACGACCGAACAGAAAACCUACAGAUUCAAGAUGGAGAUCCCAAUCUCGAACUACCUCUUCGCCGUAGCAAGCGGAAAUUUGGCUGGAGAGAAGAUUGGACCGAAAAGCUAUGUUUACUGCGCCCCUGAUGACUUGGAAGCUUGCAAACAGGAGUUUCAACCGGAUCUACAGGCAAUAAUCAAGUCUGCAGAGAAUCUCAUCUUCGAGUAUCCGUGGCCACUUUACAAUCUGGUCGUGUUGCCAAAAUCAUUCCAUUUGGGCGGGAUGGAAAACCCAAUCUUCAACUUUUACAGCGCCACUGUCGUCUCGGGAGACCGAGAGAAUAUCUCUGUGGUCGCACACGAGUUCGCGCACAGCUACAGUGGCAAUCUUGUCACCAAUGCGUCCUGGGAGCACUUUUGGCUGAAUGAAGGAUGGACUGUCUGGACUGAGAGGAACAUUGUGCGCGAGCUCAGAGGGGACGAUGAGGUCGAGCUACAAGCCAUCGUUGGCUGGCAGGACCUUAUUCAAUCUAUUGAAAUGUAUGGCGGCGAAGACAGUAUCUUCACUAGCUUGGUACUUGAGUUCGAAGGCAAGAGACCGGACGAUAUCAUGUCCAAGAUCUCGUACGAGAAAGGCUACACCUUCCUAUGCUACCUUGAAGAGACCGUCGGACGAGAGAAGUGGCUCAAGUUUGUGCCACAUUAUUUCAGAACGUUUUACGGUGCCGCGGUUGACUCAUCGCAAUUCAAGAAUUGUGUUCUCAAGUUCUUCUCACCCGACGCCGCUGCUACUUCUUCACUUGGCCGCGUUGAUUGGAAUUCUUGGUUUCACAAACCAGGCGCGCCCCCAAAGCCAGAGUUUAGCUCUGGACUUUACAAGGAGGCCAUUGAAUUGGCAGAUCAAUGGGGCAGUCUCUCGGUCCGAUCUGCGUUCAGGCCGUCUGGUAGCGAUGUCGAGGGCUGGACAGCGGGACAAGUUUUGGUCUUUCUUGAUCUACUCAUUGAAAGUCCGCAGCCAAUCCCCCUCGAGCAUUGUAAGCUUCUUGACGAAUUGUAUGACGUGGGAAAGUCUACCAAUCUUGAAAUCGUCACUCGAUACCUUCGUGUCGCGCUCCAAGCCGGCGAUCGCAGUGUUUUGAAGCAGACUGAAGAUGUCCUAGGACAGACAGGCCGGAUGAAGUUUGUGAGGCCACUAUUUCAAGAAUUGUUGUCGGUUGACGGUGAGUUGGCGUUGGAGCUGUUCAAGAAGUAUCAAGAUUUUUACCAUCCCACUUGUCUCAGAAUGAUCAGAAAUCUGCUUGACGAAGAAAGGAGUUAA
Colletotrichum scovillei is the source of this 1857-nucleotide messenger RNA. RefSeq names its product peptidase family M20/M25/M40. The record is from RefSeq and is a predicted model, not a curated record. The transcript is spliced from 7 exons. Gene Ontology annotation, biological process: proteolysis. Gene Ontology annotation, cellular component: cytosol. Bases 1 to 1857 code for a protein of 618 amino acids. Lineage: Eukaryota; Fungi; Ascomycota; Sordariomycetes; Glomerellales; Glomerellaceae. Gene Ontology annotation, molecular function: epoxide hydrolase activity; aminopeptidase activity; metallopeptidase activity.